This is a messenger RNA of Penicillium salamii, 1110 nucleotides long. NCBI's taxonomy places the organism in Eukaryota, Fungi, Ascomycota, Eurotiomycetes, Eurotiales, Aspergillaceae. The record is from the annotation of a GenBank genome assembly.
AUGCAGAUCAUCGACAUCACUGUUUUCAGUUACGAUGCAAAAUAUGCAAAGGGAAGAUACACCAUGUCCGGUGGACGGGUUUCUCUUGGUGAACCCUCCAUCGUAGUCCGAGUUCGCACCGACGAUGGCAUCGAGGGCUGGGCGGAGACGGCACCCCUGGGUAGUACCUACUUGCCAAGUUCUUUUGCAGGCGAGGUUGCUGCCCUUAAGGAACUUGGCCCAGCAAUUUUGGGCUUAGACCCUCGGUCGCCGGGAUCGAUUAACGCAGCCAUGGAUCGAGUCAUGAUAGCAGGAACAGCGGCUAAAGCAACCUUGGACAUGGCUUGCUGGGACAUAAUGGGUAAAUCGAUGCAGUUGUCAACUGCCGUUCUGUUGGGUGGGAAACUUGGAGCUAAAUUGCCAGCUUUCUCGGUUAUUGGCGUUGGUGAACCUGAAAUUGCUGUCCAGAAAGCUCGUGAUGAAGUAUUAAAUGGAGUGAAAGCUUUACAACUCAAGGUAGGUGAUGAUCCAUUGAGCGAUGCACGAAGAGUCAGGGCUGUUCGGGAAGCACUCCCCGAUAGCAUCGAAGUCUGGGCCGAUGCAAAUGGCGGGUGGAAUCUCGAUCAGGCUUUGAGGUUUGCCAGGGCGUUAGAGCAGGAUCUUGCCGUACCGAUUGAACAGCCAUGCCGACUCAUAUCCGAGUGCGUGGAGGUUGGUCGCCGCACAGGACUGCCAAUUACCCUUGACGAGAGUAUUUUCACGAUGGCGGAUCUGGUUGCGGCCCACGCUGGAGGAAUCACCGGCGUCAAUAUCAAGAUCUCCCGUGUUGGCGGAUUCACAAAGGCCCGAACUUUGCGCGAUGCUGCUGUUGCACUUGACAUGAUGGUUGUCAUUGACGAUACAUGGGGUUGUGCGCUGACCACUGCGCAAAACAUCCAGCUGGCUGCUUCUACGCCGCCAAACCGCUUGCGCGCUGUUGACCUUUUCGCCGAAUGGACUCAUCCAAUGAUCGCCGAAAUUCCUAGGAUGCAGAGUGAUGGUAAUAUCAGUUGCAAUGAUCUCGCUGGAAAUGGAAUUGGUGAAAUCAAUAUGGGCCUUCUGGGAGAUCCAUUGUUCCGAAUGCAAGUAUGA